This is a messenger RNA of Exaiptasia diaphana, 2527 nucleotides long. Its product is annotated as exonuclease mut-7 homolog. Bases 55 to 2520 code for a protein of 821 amino acids. The record is from RefSeq and is a predicted model, not a curated record. Gene Ontology annotation, molecular function: 3'-5' exonuclease activity; nucleic acid binding. Lineage: Eukaryota; Metazoa; Cnidaria; Anthozoa; Actiniaria; Aiptasiidae. Gene Ontology annotation, biological process: nucleobase-containing compound metabolic process. The transcript has 15 exons.
UGAAGAGUUUGUAAAACGUGCGCAAAGUUUGACGGAUUGUCGAAGUUGUUGAAGAUGAUCGUCGUAAUGCAGCUGAUAUUCUGUACAGUCAGGGAUUUUUUGAAAGCAAUAACAUCCAARAGUAUUGAGCACGAAAKCAAGGAAGAGAAUAAUGUGUUAGAUUUGAAAAAAGAGUCUCCUGCACCCAAGAAAAGACGAGUUGUUUGUAAUUUUUCAAUGUCACCUGCCGACUGCCACAAGGUUCACAMAGAACAAGCAGAAAAUACAUGUGAACAUAAAUAUUUGAAUGUCAUUUCUGAAAGAAACCCUUCAGUGUCAAAGGAAUUCCUUGAAAAUCUUGAACGAAGAACAGCAAAUAGAAGUGAUACACUUCAAUUAGCUCAGCUUUCUCACAAAACAGAAAAUACUGMAAAGAAURAAGAUAAUAGUGAAGUAWGUUCUACAUGGUGUGAACAAAGCCACAAUGUUGAUKGUUCAUCACAAAAAGCAGAAGAAGUAACUGAGAGAUUUGAUACUGAAGAACCACCAAAGAGAUUUCCAGCUACACUGUUAUCAGAUAGAGACUGGCUGGAUGAAUUUGAAUAUCUCUUUGCUGCAGGACUCCUGGAUGAGUUAAAAGAAACCUUGAAAAGAUCYUUCGAUGAGAACAAAAACCCAUUUGAUUUURUAUUAUUUAUCAUGACRUUUGCUGAUCAUGAUAUUUUUUCUGGAAAGAAAUCAUUAGUGCAUAUUGCUUUGACUGAAUUUGAGUCUUGGAUAGAAAAUGAGAAUAAAAGAAUGGGAGAAACWGGAAGGGAGUUGUUAAUGCCCACCAAAGAACAACAGGACAGUGCUUUAGAGAUUGUAGUGUCRUCAAAGCUAUUAUUUUUUGAAACUAUAAAAAGAUUAUACAAACUCGACUGUGGAGACAAUCAGUUUCUUGAGAAGCAUAUACGAUACCUCUUGAGCACUGGGAGAAGRUAUAAAGAAGCGGCAACAUUUGCUACUAAGCUUAACCUUCAGACACAAUUUGAACCCUCAGAGAUGCUGCUUCCUCUUCUCAUUCUUGACAAGCUGCAGCUGGCUGAAAGUUACAUCAUGAGUUCUGUGUGGCAUCAGAGAGCUUAUCUCAGCAUGAUAGAUGAUUUGUGUGGCAUGGAAGAUGAGCAACUACAACAAAUAGUAGACUCUGCUAAUAUUUACCCAAAACCAAAAGAAAAUAAAAUAAAGAAUAAAAUUCUGGUCAAAAUUGGAGAAAGGUUGAUUAAGAAAUUCCAUCUAAAUGGAGAGGACUAUCCAAAUGUAUUUAAGGAAAAGAAUCUAAGUGGAUUGAGAUACUUACUCAACAAGAAGUAUACUGAGAGAAAUGCACCACCAAAGAAGUGGGACAACCUGAUAGAGUCUGCUAUAGGGUUUAAUGUCUGGUUACAAGAGCGACUCAUCGAAAGUCUUGUAGAGUAUAAAGAUGUGAAUGAAGCAGUUCGAUGGGCCAACUAUUAUGGCCUUCCAUUGGAAUCUGUUCCACCAAUCCUCGACCUUCCUCAAGUCAAAAAGAAGGUCAAGUCAUUUAGGGAAAGCAGACAACUAAGACGAUUUGAUAUGGAGAGAGGGUUGAGUGAGCUUGUCAUGCUGUGUUUGGGAAAACCGUUAGACAAGACGUAUCAGGUGUCUGAUUGGGAGAGACGACCACUGCUUGCUGAACAACUUGUGUAUGCAGCUUUAGAUGCUUAUUGUUUAUUGGAAGUAUACACAGUGCUUCACCAGUGGGUAAAGGAAUCUCGUACGUAUGUCAACAUGGAGCCAGAACUCUACUUAUCAUCCCUUGGAGCUGACAAAAAGAAGAAAUCACGGAAUGGCAAUCGAAUGAAGCACCCAAAGCCUGGAACACUUGGAAUGAGAUUAACAGCACCAGUGAAUACCGAUAACCCAAUCUCCCCUCGUCAACUUUCCAUCGUUGUUGAUACCAUGCUUCAGGGACUGGGAAGAAACCUUAGAUGUUGUGGUGUAGAUGUUAACAUAUUGAGUACUGGAACUAGUCACGAGGACGCAGCGAAGGUAGCCAUUCAAGAAAACAGAAUCCUCUUAACAAGUGGAACUCCGUAUUACUCUCUGCGUUCUAAAGUCCCUGAGGGCAUGUGUCUUUGCGUACCUGUCGGAACGGUCAAAGAACAAGUUGUGGAGAUAUUUCGUCACUUCAACGUCAGAGUCACAUCACAGGACAUCUUUAGUCGUUGUCAAAUAUGCAAUGGUAAUAGAUACAUCCAAGUAAUUCCUGACCACAUGAAGCUAGCACACCAUAUAAUGAAAAACCCUGACCUUCUUGACAACAUACCACUUCCAGUGGAUUGCCCCAUUGAUUACCAGACGUUGACUCUUAAGGAGACUGGUGUUCCCCUAAAGCUUGGGCUGUUAACUGAUAAUGCUUGGAAGCGAAAGAUUGACGUAUUUUAUUGCUGUGCAAUGUGCGGGAAAAUAUUCUGGGAAGGAUCUCACUUCGCAAAAGUCCAGGAACAGUUUGCUCAUCUUUUGUAUUCGAGCUAGUGUACUU